CCACGUCUCAGCCGCUGGCCAGCCCCCUCCCCGCCCCACCUCCUGUCCCCUGCCGCCUCCCCACAGCCUCUCUCUUCCUCCUGGCAAAGCAUCCAGCCCCUGCUGCUCCUCCUUGGGUCCAGGGCGCCUUCGGCAGGCGCUUCCCUCCCUCCGUCCCUCCCUCCUGUGGCUGCCUCCUCCACCCCUCUCCUGCUCUCCUUCCCCUUUCACCCUGUCCCCUGCUCUGGACUCUGCAAACAUGAGGGUCUUGGCCUGCCUCCUUGCCGCACUGGUGGGGAUCCAGGCUGUUGAGCGGCUGCGCCUGGCUGACGGCCCCCACGGGUGUGCUGGCCGCCUGGAGGUCUGGCACAGUGGACGCUGGGGCACCGUGUGUGACGAUGGAUGGGAUCUUCGAGAUGCCGCUGUGGCCUGCCGGCAGCUGGGCUGUGGGGGGGCGCUGGCCGCCCCCGGUGGAGCCUUCUUCGGGGAGGGCGCAGGGCCUGUGUGGCUCAGCGAACUGGCCUGCCGGGGCAGCGAGGGGCAGUUGGGCCUCUGCUCCCACCGGGGCUGGAAGGCCCAUAUCUGCUCUCACGAGGAAGACGCAGGCGUUGUCUGUGCAGGGCAGCGCGUGGCUAACUCAAGGGAUGAUUCCACAUCCCUGGAUGGGGACCAGUGGCUGGGGUUGUCAGGGGAGCUGAGCCCUGGAUCAGAGGAGCCCCCUGUGACUCACGUUCCCCGCCCAGCUGGGAGCCUCCAGAGUGGCUCUCGGAAGAAGAGCCCCCGGCCACCCAAGCAGGCCAAGUCCACGCGGGCCCCUCUGCUGACGACGGGAGUCCCUCGCCAAGAGCGGCUGCGCCUGGUCUCAGGCCCUCACGGGUGUGCUGGCCGCCUGGAGGUCUGGCAUGGUGGACGGUGGGGCACUGUGUGUGACGACGGAUGGGACCUUCGUGAUGCCGCUGUGGCCUGCCGGGAGCUGGGCUGCGGGGGGGCGCUGGCCGCCCCUGGAGGCGCCAGGUUUGGGCCCGGCGUGGGGCCUGUGUGGAUGGACGACGUGGGGUGUGGAGGAGGAGAGCAGGCCCUCCGGGAUUGUCCCCGAAGCCCCUGGGGUCGGAGCAACUGUGACCACAGUGAGGACGCCGGGCUGGUCUGCACAGGCCCAGCUCCCAGGCUGCGCCUGGCCGACGGCCCCCACGGAUGUGCUGGCCGCCUGGAGGUCUGGCACAGUGGGCGCUGGGGGUCAGUGUGUGACGACGCCUGGGACCUGCGUGAUGCCGCAGUGGCCUGCCGAGAGCUGGGCUGUGGGGGAGCGCUGGCCGCCCCUGGGGGCGCCUUCUUUGGGGAGGGGGCUGGACCCAUCAUCCUGGAUGAUCUUCGGUGUCGGGGAAACGAGACGGCCUUGCGAUUCUGCCCAUCGCGGCCCUGGGGCCAGCAUGACUGUCACCAUCGUGAGGACGCUGGGGCUGUGUGUGAUGGCAUGCCCCUCGGUUAUGUCCCUCCCACGGCCCCUGCAGUGCAGAGCAACGGCUCAACAAUGCCCAGGGAGGCAGCAUCCAGGCCCCUGGCCACUACGGUGAGCCAGGCCCCAGGGACAGCAGGCAUUUUACCUCCUCCAGACUCUCCCGCUGCCCCUCGGGAGCCUGGACCGGAAGCCGGGUCCCCCCAGCUGCGCCUGGUGGCUGGGCCCAGCAGGUGCUCAGGCCGGUUGGAGGUGUGGCAUGAUGGGCGCUGGGGGACUGUGUGUGAUGAUAGCUGGGACAUGCGCGAUUCGUCUGUGGUCUGCCGGGAGCUGGGAUGUGGAGGACCUCGGCAGCCAGACCCUGCUGCUGGCCGCUUCGGCUGGGGCGCAGGCCCUAUUUGGCUGGACGAUGUGGGCUGUGUGGGGACUGAGGCUUCACUCUCUGACUGCCCUGCUGCUCCCUGGGGGAAGCACAACUGUGCUCACAAUGAGGAUGUUGGAGUCACCUGCACCGGGCCUCCUGGACUGGACUCCAUCUCAGACCCCUUCAGCUGGAGCUGGAUCCCUGGAAUGGGUAGAGAUCGGGAUGCCUGGCUCCCGGGAGAGUUGGUCACCAAGCCCUCUCCAAGUCUGACCUCCAGUGUUCUGAAGAAAACAACCACUAAGGCCCCAGAGAAAAUACCUAAGAGUACUAAGAAAUGGGUGACAAAAAAUGCAAAGAGACCAACCACUCAAUCCCCAGUGAUACCAACCACUAAACACUCCAGGGGCCGAGGCACCCAAAGCCCCCCAGUAAUAACCUCACAGAUCACCACCACCCUGGCCACUGAUGCCCCUCACAGACGGACCUCACACACCACCACAACGCUGACUCCUCAGGCCCACCAAGAAUGGGCCACUCAAGGUCCCCAAGAUAUUACCUCUGAGGCCACCACCAAGCAAAUCCCUCAGGCCUCCCUGGAGCCAUCUGCCAAAAUCCCAGCAGAAGGAUCUCCAGAGUCAUCCAAAGACCCAGGCCCUUCCCCUACUGCUAGCGCCACUGGAGAAUCAGGCCCUGUCCGUGUUCGUCUGGCUGACGGACCCAACCGGUGUGCCGGCCGGCUAGAAGUGUGGCAUGCUGGACGCUGGGGGACAGUGUGUGAUGACAGCUGGGACCUACGGGAUGCCACUGUGGCCUGCUGGGAAUUGGGCUGUGGAAAGGUCCGGCCCCGAGUGGGCAAAACCCACUAUGGCCCUGGGACUGGGCCCAUCUGGUUGGAUGACAUGGGUUGUAAGGGAAACGAAGCCUCGCUGAGCGACUGCCCCUCGGGGGGAUGGGGGAAGCACAACUGUGACCAUGAGGAAGACGUGGGGCUCACCUGCACUGGAUACACAGACUAUGAUGACUAUCCCCCCUGGACCUGGGACUCCACCUCAGUAGAGGACCUUGCCAAGGGGAUCACCACAGCAGUACCUGGACACACUCUCUCCUGGGGCACCACCAGACGCCCAGGGACUCCCUCCCCAGCUACAAGGCACCUUCCAGACACAGGUGACAAAGAUGGUUAUGAGUUUCCCUGGACGUGGGACACACCUUCAGGACGGGGCCUGGUCAAGGGAACCCCAAUCGCAGGCAAACCUGGACCCACUCUUACCACUAGCACCACCAAGAGCCCAGGUCACCCCUCUCCAGCUCUAAGAAUCCAUGAGGACACAGGUUCCCAGAGGAAACCGUGGGCCGAGCGCUGGCUCCUGCAACCCACCGCAGCCAGGACAGCACCCCCCAUUUCGUCCCCAGAUCCCUCGGCUUCUCCAGGGCCCCCAGGUCCCCCGCUGACCUCUGACUCCAGGCCACAGCUCAUCCCUGAAUCAGCUUCAACGCGGGAGGCAACCUCUGACCCUCCUGACACUUCGCCACCCACCCCAGACCCUGCCUCCUGGGUGAAUCCUGACCUCACCUUGACAACCCCUCACCUUACUUUGUCCACCCCUGACUCCAGUGAGUUUCCAGAGCUCUCACCCACUCGACCACCCACCUUGCCCAAAGAGCUGACCUCUGACCCCUCUGCACCGUCAGAGGUGACCAGCCUUUCUCCCACCUCAAAGCUGACCCCAGAAUCUGACACAACCUCAGACCUGGACACAACUUCAUACCCCAAUACAGUUCCAGAACUUUCUGGAUCCCCAGACCCUUCCACAAGCCCUCACCCCCCAACCACUCCUCAGUCCCCCCCCACCCCUCAACAUAUCACCACCCCUCACCCCACCAGCACCCCUCACCCCACCAGCACCCCUCAACACACCAGCACCCCUCAACACACCACCACCCCUCAACACACCAUCACCCCUCAACACACCAGCACCCCUCACCCCACCAGCACCCCUCAACACACCACCACCCCUCAACACACCAUCACCCCUCACCCUACCACCACCCUGCAACACACUAGCACCCCUCACCCCACCAGCACCCCUCACCCCACCAGCACCCCUCAACACACCAGCACCCCUCAACACACCAGCACCCCUCACCCUACCACCACCCCUCACCCCACCAGCACCCCUCAACACACCACCAGCCCUCAACACACCACCACCCCUUACCCCACCAGCACCCCUCAACACACCAGCACCCCUCACACCACCAGCACCCCUCAACACACCACCACCCCUCAACACACCAGCACCCCUCACCCCACCAGCACCCCUCAACACACCACCACCCCUCAACACACCACCACCCCUCAACACACCACCACCCCUUACCCCACUACAAUUUCUCAACCCACCACUACUCAAUUUACCAUGAUUCCUGAUCCCACCUCAACCCCCAUCAUCACUACUAAGUCCUUUGCAACCUCCUUGGGAAUAGAACUGCCCUCUCCCACUCCAGCACAGACAGUCAAGCCCAGACUGACCUUCAUGGCACCUGCUGCUCACACCUCCACAUCCCUAGAGCCCUCUCCAGCCGCAGAGUCCAACCCCUCCAAGCCCUCUCCAGCCCCAAGCAUGGACCCGCUGUCCACUGAGGACUUCAAACCACCCAGAAGCCAGAGCCCCAAAGUUACACCUCUACCUACCCAGACCCCACACUCAGCCUCCCACCCUACUGUGACCCCUGACCUCCACCUCUCCUCCAUGGCCCACCCCUUGGAUCAACCUCCCCCUGACCACCUCACCCUAGCACCAACCCCUGGUCACAGCCCAGCUUCCUUUGGCCCAUGUGUGGCCCCAGCACCACCUAUAAGGGUCAUGACUUGUGAGCCACCUGCCCUGGUGGAGCUGGUGGCCGCUGUGAGGGACGUGGGUAGCCAGUUGCAGAGGCUGACCCAGGUCCUAGAACAGGACCAGCAGGAGCGCCAAGCCCUGAAACUGGGGUUGACCCAGCUGGUGGAGGCCACUCGGGGUCUGGGGCAGCUGGGCAAGGCUGUAAAGAGACUGGCAGAGGUGGCCUGGCCCCUCAGCACACCUGUGCCAACCACCACCACCCCAGAGGAGGAGGAGAGGCCUCUCAGGGGAGAUGUGUGACCCUCUCCAGGAUUUGGGGUGUUUAAGACAUUCCCAGCCAAAAAAAGAAAAUCAAAGUAUCUAAUUAAAACAAGAUGUGAAUGAUGUUUCUGGGGGACUAGGAGAACCCUGGAGAGAGAGAAUCACAGAUUGAUCUUGAUUUGUGAAUAUCAAAUGCUGUGGAAGGUGGUGGUGAUGAUGGUGGUAAUUACGGUGAUUAUCAUGAUAGCGAUGACAGUGAUGGUGAUGGUCAUGAUGAUAAUGGUGGCGGUGAUGAUGGUGGUGGUAGUGAUGAAGAUGGUGAUGAUGGUGACGAUUAUGAUGGUGAUAACAUGAUGGCAAUGAUGGUGAUAAAGAUCACAGUGGCGAUUAUUAUGAUGGGGGUCGUAAUGACAAUGAUGGCGCUCCAU
Molecule: messenger RNA, 5331 nt
Organism: Cynocephalus volans (Philippine flying lemur)
Lineage: Eukaryota; Metazoa; Chordata; Mammalia; Dermoptera; Cynocephalidae
Gene: SSC5D
Product: scavenger receptor cysteine rich family member with 5 domains
Exons: 14
Coding region: 239-4942 (1567 amino acids)
Biological process (GO): zymogen activation
Cellular component (GO): plasma membrane
Molecular function (GO): serine-type endopeptidase activity
Source: RefSeq, a predicted model, not a curated record